AUGAAGACCUCGAAACUCAUCACUGUUCUUGCCCUUGGCGCAGUUGCCUACGGGAUGCCUGUUGCAGAAGAUCCUAACACUUGGACUCAUAUUCCUGCUGAUUCGAUCAGUCUUGGGAAUCUUGCUCCCAUCAACUUAACCAACAUCGAGCCCACCGACGAUAAAACCGACAUCAAGGAACGCGGCCUCAACCUUGUUUCGAUCCCUGGUCCGACUUUCCAUCCCGCCUUCCUCCCUAAUGGCCAUCCCGCCGCCACGGCCAUCACGAUUGCCGGCCGUGCGCUCCUCAUGACAGCCUGGAUCGAUACCCAGAACCGCCUCAAUAUCAUUCUUGAUGCAGCCUUCCCAGGUCUUACGGGAGUUGUCAUGGCUGGUGUUCAUAAUCUGCAUAAUCAUCUGGGUGUUCUUCCUCACGCAUUUGAGAUGGGAGUGCGAUACGUCGCUGAUAAUAACAACUCAGAGAAUGAGCCUGCUGACACCUGGCAAUGGUUCUGGUUUAAAUAG
This is a messenger RNA of Colletotrichum orchidophilum, 504 nucleotides long. RefSeq lists its product as uncharacterized. The coding region runs from base 1 to 504 and encodes 167 amino acids. Lineage: Eukaryota; Fungi; Ascomycota; Sordariomycetes; Glomerellales; Glomerellaceae. The transcript is spliced from 4 exons. The record is from RefSeq and is a predicted model, not a curated record.